Messenger RNA from Ogataea parapolymorpha DL-1, 6441 nucleotides. RefSeq lists its product as uncharacterized. Lineage: Eukaryota; Fungi; Ascomycota; Pichiomycetes; Pichiales; Pichiaceae. The coding region runs from base 1 to 6441 and encodes 2146 amino acids. The record is from RefSeq and is a predicted model, not a curated record. Gene Ontology annotation, biological process: endocytosis; intracellular protein localization; retrograde transport, endosome to Golgi. The transcript has a single exon. Gene Ontology annotation, cellular component: Golgi apparatus; membrane; endocytic vesicle.
AUGGACAAGUUUGCUUUCACCCAAUUGCAGCCAACUCUGUUGCAAGACAAUAACAAGGAGUCCGGUCGGACCGUUCAGGCUUGCAUUGCAACGUAUUUGACCAAUCUCCAUACCCAUUUGGAGUCCGAGGACUUGGACAAUCCAAGUUUGACGUUUGCGAGCGAACAGCUGGAUCUGUUGAUCGAUCAUUUCACAACCACAUUUAAUGAUGUUCCCGAAGUUUAUCAUCUAUCUACAUGGGUUAACACGCUUUUGGCGAAGACGUACACAUUGGUAUUGUCACAGAUGCUAAAAAAUGCACACGACAGGUUCAACAUCAAACUGAUUGAUGUCACUAAUAAAAUGGUUAAUAUAUUAGUAGACUUCAAAAAACUGUCAAUCAAGUCAACGUGGUACUCUUCGCUGAAACACAUGGCAUUGGCUUUUGUACAGUUAACUUUUGCGCAAUUUGGCGGAUUCCUCAAUUCAUACAAAAACCUGCUGCUGACCACCAUUUACAAAUACCUCACCAAAUGUCAUGACAACUACAAUACUGCAAUCGAUUCCGGGGUUUUCAAGGCAAACUAUUUUACAGAUAUGGUGCUGGCCUUGGAUGUUAUCCUGAGUAAUGACAACAGCUCUAAUACCUUGGACGAUAAGCUAUUGGGAAGACUCUUGAAGCUUACCAAAUACCUUACACAGAAAAACUCAUCUCACACAUACAUUUACCCACUCCUUAGUGUAUCGUAUGCAUAUAACACCUUGGUCCACUUGUUGAAAUCGGACAGAUAUGUACUCUCGAUCAUAAGCAGAAAAAGCACUCCUUCCGUCACCAGUUACCUCACGUCCAUUACGCCCUAUUUGAACGAUUUAACAGCCGCCCUGUCCACUCAAGAACCCAAGCUUCGGGUUGUGAUAUCCAAAAACAUAGCUGAUCUGCUUGUCUUCAAUGUUAUUGUUUUCGGUGUAAACCUCGGUGAGGAGGAAAAGUGUUUCGAGUACACUUUAAGUUACUUGAUGGCCAAUUAUACAAAAGAGUCGCACACCCAAGAGAUCCGCACUGGCCUUGUUGAAGCCAUAGUUCAGUUGAUGUCGAAAAUGAAUCUGUACUACACCACGAAUAGCGUUCGCAUUGGCUACAAAAAUGGCAUCAAUUACAUGAUUCUCAAAUUCCUCGAGACGUUGAACAUUAUUUAUUAUCACAUAUUCGGCAAAGGCAUGUCCGUAAAUCAGCUGAAACCCUCGAAAGACGACAGAUUUUUCAAAGUCACUGAUAAUUUCGAUAAUCCAAUAGAGAUCCUUAAUCAAAUUGACACUCUUUACUCCUUUUUCCUAAGAGAGGUGGACUCGGACAUUAAUAGACUCAUCAUUCUUUCGAAAAUCGUGUACGGAAGUACAUCCGAAAGCAAUGUGGUGAAGUUUCCUUCCCUGAUCGAAGCAGUUCCUGCCCCAGAUCACGAUGUCGACAAUCAAUAUUACGUGCUGUCCCUACUCAAACUAUCUCAGUUGCUUAUUGAUCAGCUUGACGAAUAUGUUCUUUCUCAGCAAGAUGGUAUUUCGGACUCUCAUGACUCAUUCGCAUCACAGCUAUGCAGUACGUUGUUUGAGCUUUGCAAACAUAAAAACUUCAAGAUUAGGGUUGUUGCGGUGGACUCAAUCACAAGGCUUAUUUCUAUCAAACCCGAACUUUCCUUCAAUAUUCUGAACGAAUCACUAUCCACUCUGUUGGCAUCUUUUGACGAGGGUAAAGGGGACAUGAACUUCUUAUUCAACGAGAACCACGGCCUUGCAUUCCUGAUCGCCUCGAUUCUUUCUACGUGCCCGAAGGAGCACAUUAAUGCGGACUUCGUUCUUCAAGUAUUUUCCAUGUCAACCAAUUUUCUUAAAAAGUUCAACUCAACCGUCAUUAUGGGUAACCUUUUUGGAUCGGGUUCAGGAAACUAUGUCUCAAACGUCAACUACGAGAAACAGCUUGUCAGUUGGAUCAUCCUUAUGGGCCUUUUCAAUUACGCUACUGAGAACGAUGGCAGCUCGGGAAGUAAUUUCUUCCUUCUAGAAUGCUCGCAAUUUAUUACAAUCUGGAAAAACCUUCUCACCCAUUCCAUGCCUUCUGACUUUGUUCAGACAUCAACCGUUGAUGGAUUCACCAAGAUUACGAAUUUGAACGAGAUAAUGAAGCUGGUGGAAAUCAAAAAUCAAUCAUUGGUGUGUCUUUUGAGCUAUACUAACUAUUUGUCGUCAACUAGGUCCUCCAUUGAAAGCUCAUCGAAAUCAAGCUUGCUGACGCCCGAGAUUGCCUUAUCACUCAACCAGAUCGUUAACAAAAGUUUUGUGUUUAUCUCAAACCUGAAGAUGCAGGUUUCAAACCUGUCUGUACCACCAAUGCUUGAGAGAACCAUUAAGCUCCAUAAGCUUCGUGUUUAUCAAAACCACAUAAAACUACAACCCUUCCUGCCCAAAUCUGACUCUAACUCCAGCCUUUUGUUGGAUGUGGUGGAGAAUAUCUGCAAAUCAGGUAUCAAGACCAAAAAACUCAAUACGUUCAAGGUUGACGAGCUAUUGGUCAAGUCGACCACUCUGCGUAAACAGAAACCAUCAGAUGAGAUUAAAACCAUCGACGAGCUACCAAUCCAAAGUCUGUACACAGUUGAGUCAAACAGAAUCAAAAGUCAUUUGGCACCGCUGACCGUGUUUGAUUCAGAUGGUAUUGACCAAUCGUCAUUCCUGAACGAUUAUCUGAUGUAUCUAUAUCAGGGCUCAACAUGUUUUGGAUACACCGACUUCUCGUUGUCGCCACCUGACCUCGACACGAUGCUCGUGGAUAUUUCUGUGGAGAUUUUAGCUCUUUCGUUUGGUUUUCUAUCUAGCAAGGUGCAAAUUUCGAUCUUGGAGAACAUACAAGAAAUUCUGUUCCCGAAUUCGGGACAUGCUUCCAACAUCACUGUGCAAAAUGUCUGUGUCUCUAUCCAUAGCGUCGUCAGCUAUAUGCAUAACCACAAUGAAACUUUCAAGCAAUCAGCUUCUCAUCCCAAGAUGGAGUUUUCCAAUUCAGUAAGCGUGUUGCUGAUCGAUCUCUUGAAAAGAAUUUACGCUGAAUAUUCCGAAUUUGAUGGACUCGCAGAACUUAACUCGGACGCGAUAGGUCUUAUUUGUUCGUUGACAGCAUCAAAGGAGGGUAUGUUGGCAGAACAGAUCGCUAUUUUCAUCAAAUCAAUUGUGAAAAAUGCAGAACCCAACUCACGCUCGUUCGACUCGCUCACGUUGUCCAAAAUCUCUGAAUACUCCAAUCUUAUGAAUAUCACUAAUAUCUUCAGCGUUCUUUUGACCUUGGUAUUGGAUCCUCACCCGCUGGUUCAUGCAUCUGCAUUAGAUUCACUCACAACUGUUAUUUCCAGCCAGCGACAAGUUGAGCUUAUUGGGCCUUUGCUGACAAAUUUACUUGCGGCAAUGGAGAAUGUACUGAACUCUGAUGAAUUUGGAUUUAAUUCGCCUAUCACUGUGUCCUCGAACUUGAAUUACCGUGCAGGGCAAAACUCUGUUGUCCUGUUGGCCAGAUUAGCUCGCGUGAUAAUCAAUAGCUCAGGCCCUACCAUUGGACUCUGGGAGAUCUCACAAAAGCAAAAACUUAAGAAUAUACUCUUUGGACUGAUCAGUCUCGAGAAGAAGGAAGUUGAAGGAAUAUCGAGAGAGCUGCUCAAGGCUUUGGAGGAACUGUUGAUUUUCGAUAAUUCACUGAUUUCGAUGGAAACCUACAUCAAAUUUGUGAAAUUUUCAAUCAUCAACAACAUCAAAGUGGGCGUCUCCAAUGGACAUUACAUUGCUAGCGAGGAGUCGACGGAGAUAUACCCUGUCACAACCAGUGAUAUCAACUGGAGGCUCGCACUAGAGUCAUAUAACCAGCUGUUGAAGCUAGGGAAUAGCAUUGAUUCCGAGAUGGAGCAAUUCUUGUGGAUCUCUUUGGAGUAUGCUGAUAGCUCCACAGUCAAAGAAGUGUUUAGCAACCUUUUGGAGUUUUCCUCGGCUGCAGAGAAGGUGCAGUGGUUUGAAAAACUUGUGAAGCUAUUCAACGUGAGCAAACAUGUGCUCUAUGAGCCGUUACUCUCCAAAUACAGAAAGAGAAUCAACCAUUCGGGUGCUCUUUUCAAUCCUAUGAGAUUUAAAAAGCCUGUUUCUGUCAAGCCAAAGCCCAAGUCAAAAUCAAGCACCCCUGUACCUGCUCCCACCCUAAAACCUGAGCAUUCAGACUUAGAGAUGGAUGAAGAAGGUGAAACUUUUGCUCAUUCUGAAGAAGAUGAGUCGUCUAUCAAGCGCGAAGACACUAGAGACUCCUCAAGAAAGGAGGCUAGGCCGCCCCAUGCGCAUGCCGCGAUGGUCCAGUCGAUGGUGCUAGAAAAUGAGACAACAAAAUGGAAAUUCAAAAAAUAUAUCCUUCAACUGCUCACUGUUGUUGUUUCAAGUGCAAGAGAAGACUCUAGACUGCAAAAAUAUAUCUCCACCAAGAUAUCUGAGCUUGUUGAGAUUGCUUUUAUUUGCUCAACCUCGAGUCUGAUUCAACUUCGAAUCUCCUCCUUGGAACUCAUAGGGCAUAUCAUUGACAUUUAUGGCAACAUGAGUGACCCACUGUACCCAGAAGUCUCUUUGCUUGGACAACAGUCCGCCCAAAUCACGACGGCAAUUGUUCCAGCGUUCAGCAAAGAUUCUAACAUCGGACUCGCAUGUACUGCUGUCGUUUUGGCUUCGAAACUGCUAAGCAGUAACAUUGGCCAAGUGAGUCGUAUGCACCGUAUCGUCAACGUUUUGACCACAUCUUUAGAAGAGUUUGCGCACGCAAAGGGCUCCGGCAACGAGAUUUCCAAUGGAGUGCCUAAAAAUUUGAAGAUUGGUGAGGUCUCUGUUCUCACUGCCAAGUCUCAAAACAAGCUGUUGGUGUACAUUCUGCAAGCCUGGUCAAGAAUCAAGGUGAAUACUGCGGGUCAUUCAGAUACAAGCCAGUUGGUGGACAAGUACAUAAACAUUCUUACACCUCUCUGGUUAUAUUCGCUGCGCGAUUUCGCGAUGAUGAAGUACGGCAGCCAGUUUUUGAUCACCAAUUCCGACGAUGUGGACAUCAAUACAUAUGAACAGUGCUGGGUGGACUUUGUUGAGGUUAUUGGUGUGAUUGCAAACGAAAAUUCUGCGCAUCUGAAUGAGCUUUUGCGUGAUGACGGAUCCAACUUUUUCUUGGUUCUUUUUGGUCAAUGCAUUGAUCACUUGAUCAAGGUCUCAUCCAAGACCAAACAGGCUGUAACAGCAUACGAUUUUCGUGUUUUAGACGCUUUGGCAGGAAUAUUGAAACUCAAAUCGGGAUUACAACUGGUUUUUGAUGAUUCUAUUUUCGUCGAAUUCAUUGAUCUGCUAGAUAGGCUCGUUUUGAUUUCUGAUCCCUCGUUCAAGUUGAAACUACUGGAGUUGGCCUCUGGGGUCUUUGAGUCUUAUUUCAAGACUUCUUCGAACUCCAAGAGUCCGGAAGAGCUUCACAGCGAUGUGGACAAACUUUUUGAGCUACUCAGGAUUAACAUGUUGGCUAUUAUUCAAAUCCUUCCUUUUAUCAGAGAUCGGGAGUUAGGAAGAACCCCGCUUAAAGCAAUUGAGAGUCACGAUCUAAUUCUUUUGAAGAAGGCAUUUGACCUGUCGUUGAAUAUGAUUGCAUAUCUUCCUGAAGUGAUUCAGCUGGAUUUGCACACUUGUUUCCUUUUCGCAUUCACCCUGGUUUACGAGCUUAAUAAUUCAGAUAUCAUCGCAAUUCUGCUUCCAACGCUCAAGAGGAUUAUUUCCAGUCUCGCACAUAUUGAUCCUAGAAAUUCCGCAACGUCUCGCUUUUUCCAUUCAAUCAGGAAACAUUUGAACGUUAGCAACAAAAACUCGAUUCUCACGGUUUUCAUCGUGAUCACUACGACCGAUGAAUUGCACCUAACGGAGGAAGAAGCAGGAAAGGUCUCGGAAUUUAUCAUUAAUGGCUUGCUUUCCGAAGAAACCAGCUUGAAUACAAUCUCUAUACAAGCGAUCAAAACGCUGAUUAAAAAUAAUGAGAAGACCGGUCUCAUCCUGGAAAAACUAAUUCCUCAGCUCGUGGAUCAGGUGUACCAGUCGAAGCUGAAAGAGCCAAGGCUCAUUCUCGAGAUAUUAAUUGUGCUGACUAGGUCUGUCUCGUCGGACAAAAUCGAGGGAUGCCUCAAGAUAUGCGUUCCGAUCAUUCUCUGGUUCGAUGAAUUCACUUCACGGAAGUACGAGAACUAUUUGCACCACAAACUUCUUGAUCUCAUUCAACAUUCACCAGCACAUUUUAAGUCAUUUGUGGAUUCGUGUUCCGAAGACCAAAAACAGAACCUUGAAAGACUGGUGAAACUAGCAACCGCUCCAGAGACUGAGACAGAAACGGUAUUAGAGGAGUUUUCACACAUUAAGUUGAAAACCUUUGGUUAA